AUGGAAGGAGAUAGUGAUUUUUCUAAUGUUUCUGAAUUUUCUAGUGAAAGUGAUGAUGAAGAAUUCUUGGAUGAUAUUAUUGAGUUAAGACAAAACAUUGAAAAUUACCUAUGUAUAAUAGUGCCUCAAUAUAGUGAUCAAGUUUUUAUGGAACAUUUUCGAAUGCGUAGAAAUGUUGUUGAACUAUUAGCAGUAAAUUUCGAAGCAAUAAUAAAAUGGCCAAAUAAUGGGGAAAAAGUUAAUAUCGAGAGACAUUUUCGGCAAAAUGGAUUUCCAAAUGUAGUUGGUGUGAUUGAUGGAAGUCACAUUAAAAUAGACAAACCAAGUGUAGAUCCAGAAUCAUACAUAAACCGGAAAGGAUUUUACUCUAUUCAUAUGCAGGUUGUCUGUGAUCAUAAAAUGGAAAUAAGAGAUAUAUUUGUUGGAUUUCCGGGAUAUGUUCACGAUAGCCGGGUCUUCAAGAGGUCCUCGCUUUCAAGAACACUGCAGCAAAAAUGUGGAGAUAUGUAUAUUAUUGGAGAUAGUGGCUAUCCUCUUCAGAGACACCUAUUAACACCUUUUAAAAAUAGGGGACAACUUACUAGACGUCAGAUGAAUUAUAAUACUAUUUUGUCACGCAAUAGAUACAUUAUCGAGCAUUGUUUUGGUAGACUCAAACAAUAAUUCAGACAAUUAUACCACUUAAAAUUGAGAAACAUAAGACUUAUGACACAUAUGAUACGUGUUAGUUGUGUUUUACAUAAUAUAUCUUUGAAUGAUGAAUUUAUUAUGCAUGAAAACAACCAUAUUCAACAAGAAUUUGCAGAGAAUGUACCCGAAGGUGAUGACAUAGAUUCUGAAGAUGAAGAUCCUGAUGUAAACGCUGUACAUAUUCGAAAUAAUGUAAUGAAUAUGCUAGGAUGAAUGAAUAAAAUGAAAUUUUAAAAUAAAUCUUUAUUAGUAAACUCU
This is a messenger RNA of Diorhabda carinulata, 948 nucleotides long. Its product is annotated as putative nuclease HARBI1. The transcript is spliced from 3 exons. The coding region runs from base 1 to 663 and encodes 220 amino acids. The record is from RefSeq and is a predicted model, not a curated record. Lineage: Eukaryota; Metazoa; Arthropoda; Insecta; Coleoptera; Chrysomelidae.